GAAAGGGAUAUAAAAGAGUCCAGAAGGUCGUCUCUUUCCUCUCUUCCAAUCUUUCUAUAACACCAUCAGCCUCUCGCUUUCCAAUUCCACAUUCGCUCAAAAAGCAAACAAUUCUACAUAAACAACCCUCAGAAACUCUUAAUAUCUUAAUCUCUCACAACUCCAACUCCCCCUCAACCGCAAACAUGCAGCUCUCCAACAUCCUCUCCAUCUUCACCCUUGCCGCCGCCGCCCAGGCCGUCAGCGUCUCGUACGACACCGGCUACGACGACGGCUCCCGCUCCCUGAACGACGUCUCGUGCUCCGACGGCGUCAACGGCCUCAUCACCAAGUACGGCUGGCAGACCCAGGGCCAGAUCAGCAACUUCCCCUACAUUGGUGGUGCUGAUGCCGUCAGUGGAUGGAACUCGCCCAACUGCGGCACCUGCUGGCAGCUCACCUACAACGGCAAGUCCAUCAACAUCCUCGCCAUCGACCGCGCCUCGGGCUUCAACAUUGGCCUCGACGCCAUGAACGCCCUCACCAACGGCCAGGCCGUCAGCCUUGGUCGCAUCGACGCCCAGUUCCAGCAGGUCGGCCUCAGCUCCUGCGGCCUGUAAAAAGAAAAAAAAGGGACCUCGGAGGGAUUUUUAUAAUGAGGAAAACCCAACGAUCUCCUGCAAAAAAAGAAACGUCUACAGCAUGUCUUCUUUUUAUAAAGGGAGGUAUUGGUUUUGGCUUUAUUAUUCUUAAUGUGUUUUUAAUCGGAGUGGAAUACAGCCACACCUAACAGUAAUGAGAAUCAACGAUUAUGAUAUCCAUCAACUUGGGGAUUAUGUUCUUCGUGACCUUGCUUGAAUAUUCGUGGCGGUGUUUGACUCGC
Molecule: messenger RNA, 862 nt
Organism: Pyricularia grisea
Lineage: Eukaryota; Fungi; Ascomycota; Sordariomycetes; Magnaporthales; Pyriculariaceae
Exons: 2
Coding region: 186-599 (137 amino acids)
Source: RefSeq, a predicted model, not a curated record